Messenger RNA from Cyprinus carpio (common carp), 1513 nucleotides. RefSeq names its product SGT1 homolog, MIS12 kinetochore complex assembly cochaperone (gene sugt1). The record is from RefSeq and is a predicted model, not a curated record. Gene Ontology annotation, biological process: protein stabilization. Bases 120 to 1094 code for a protein of 324 amino acids. The transcript has 13 exons. Gene Ontology annotation, molecular function: protein-folding chaperone binding. Lineage: Eukaryota; Metazoa; Chordata; Actinopteri; Cypriniformes; Cyprinidae.
UAGUUCUUCAUUCCGGAAGUAGCGCAAGAUUGACAGACCUACAUGUUUACUUCCUUUAGCGUUUCUCUUUCCUUCAGAACUUUCUAGAGCUUCAGAGGGAAAGUACGGAGUGCGGACCCAUGGCAACCAGCGGGCGUUUCUCAGAUAGUUUCAUAGACGAGGAUCCACAGACAGCCCUUGAGGAGCUAAAUGCGGCAUUGGGAGAGAAUGCUGAUAAUGCUGAAUGGCUCUGCCAACGAGCUUAUGCCUAUAUACUGUUGAAAGAGUACACAAAAGCAAUUGAAGAUGCUAAAAAAGCCCAUCAGCUGCAGCCAGGUUUGGUCCUUGCCUUUUUAAGAAUAGGGAUUGCAGAGUAUCACCUUCAUAACUUCAUUACUGCUCAUGAGGCCCUCACAGCUGGAAAAGAGCUUGAUUGCUCUAUUGAAGGAUUUCAAACAUGGAUCCAGCACUGUGAGAAUGAAAUGGCAACACACAUUCCAAACCAAACCUCAGAUUCGAAGCAAUCUACAACCCUGUUUGUCAAACAUGACUGGUACCAGACAGAGUCUCAAGUUGUAGUGACCAUCAUGGUAAAAAAUGCCAAGAAGGAGGAUGUAUCUGUCAUCUUUGGUGAAAGGGAGCUGACAGCUGUGGUAAAGCUUCCAUCAGGAGAAGAUUACUGCCUAAAGGUCCAUCUUCUGCAUCCUGUUGUCCCUCAACAAAGCACAUACAGGAUCCUUUCAACCAAGAUAGAGAUUAAGAUGAAGAAGACUGCAGCUGUACAGUGGGAGAAACUGCAGGGAGAAGGCACACUUUCUAACGUGAAGCACUUUACUCCCAACCAGUACCCAUCAUCCUCCCACUACACACGCAACUGGGACAAGGUGGUAGGUGAAAUAAAGGAGGAGGAAAAGACAGAGAAGCUGGAGGGGGACGCUGCCCUCAACAAGCUGUUCCAGCAAAUCUACUCGGAUGGCUCAGAUGAAGUCAAGCGGGCAAUGAAUAAGUCUUUUAUGGAAUCAGGAGGCACAGUCCUCAGCACCAAUUGGAUGGAUGUUGGUAAAAGGAAAGUGGAGAUGAACCCACCUGACGAUGUAGAGUGGAAAAAGUAUUAAAAGCAGUAGAUGACAUCUUGCACCAAUUGUUCUAAUGUCUUGAUGCUCUCUUUCAUUUGCUCCUUUCUGCCUUCACACUUCACGCUUUCUCUUUUGGUCCUGGGUUGUCCUGGAUUGCCCUGAACUAAAUUGGAGUUCAAAAUGAGACCCCUGUGAAAUGAAACUUCUCGGUCUAAAAUUAGUUUUAAAGUAAAAUUAAAAUUUGUCUGGAACCAAACAAGCUCAUUACAUUUUUAAAGCAUCACGUAUGUUUAAAACACAUUAAAACAACCAAGCAUUGAGUAUCUUUACCUAUUUGGAUAUGUUAGGUCUCCACCUGUUAUUUGUUCUUCAAUUAAUGGUGAUCACUGUUUUAAUGUACUUUAUGCUUUCCUAAAUUGAGUUUCAUUAAGCUGUAAAUAAAUUUUUCUUGUUCUCUG